Molecule: messenger RNA, 3642 nt
Organism: Tyto alba (common barn owl)
Lineage: Eukaryota; Metazoa; Chordata; Aves; Strigiformes; Tytonidae
Gene: SNX20
Product: sorting nexin 20
Exons: 5
Coding region: 521-1495 (324 amino acids)
Biological process (GO): protein transport
Cellular component (GO): early endosome membrane
Molecular function (GO): phosphatidylinositol phosphate binding
Source: RefSeq, a predicted model, not a curated record
GGCACCGGCGGAGGGUGAAGCGGCCCCGCCUCGCUCCGGCCCCGCGGCUCCGGCCCGGCUGGCCGCAGGCGCCGCGCGGGGGGCGGGCAGAGCUGGGGCUUCUCGGGGCCUCGCGGAGCCUGAAGCCUCCCCAGAUUACGAACUACCAACCGAACCCAACCGGCCUCUCGCGGGUGCCGGCGGCACCAGAGGCUUUUGCGGUGCUGUCACACGUGCUGCUUCCCCAGUACAGAGCGUUUUCAACUGCUCGGCAAACUCUGUAGGUAAUUCCAACUAUCCCUCCUGAAGCAGGCGGCUGUAGAGUUACCUACAGACUGUUCAUGAAUGUCAGACUUGGUCUGGCUUCAGAGUCCAGUUUUGAAAUGCUUUUACUGUCAAGAAAUAAUUGUGCCUGUUAGAAGAACACACAGACAUUUUUUUCCGCGUUUUGAAAAUGCCAAGCAGGCUUUUCACGACUUCGUACAGACUACACAUGCACCACAACUAAAAGCUCUUCAGCAGUUUUCAGCAAUAGCUUGCAAUGGACCAAGACUUGCACUGCACAGCAGAAAGGGAACUGCUGGAAGCUGUAAGCAGUAUUACUACAUUUUCUACCACAAGUCCAUCUCAUGAAGAACAAAAUCAACCCAAAGCUGACACUUCAUGUCAAGUGAGAAAAGAAAACUCAGAAAAAGAUUCCUGUGCAUCCCUAAGUCCCAACUCUUCUAUGACCACUAAGGAGCUUCAGGAAUAUUGGAGGAAUGAAAAACGCCAGUGCAGACAAGUCAAACUCCUUUUUGAAAUCCCAUCAACCAGAAUUGUAGAGCACCACUUAUCCAAAUAUGUGAUGUAUAAAGUCAUCAUUUUGCAAACAGGGAGUUUUGACAGCAACAAGUCUGUAAUUGAAAGGCGUUAUUCAGAUUUUGAGAAACUGCACAGAAGUCUGCUAGAGGAGUUUAGUGAAGAAAUGGAAGAUGUGACCUUUCCCAAAAAAACUCUAACAGGGAAUUUCACAGAAGAAAUAAUCAAUGAGAGAAAAUUAGCCUUCAAGGACUACCUGAGACUUCUAUAUUCUAUGAAAUAUAUCCGAAGAUCAAAAAAAUUUAUUGACUUUUUAACAAGGCCUGAGCUUCAGGAAGCAUAUGGUUGCCUGCGGGGUGGUCAGUACACCAAAGCUUUGGAAAUCCUUUUAGAAGUCAUUGGCCUGCAGGAAAGGCUGACGAGAAGCAGCCCUGUUUCAAUUGUCCCUACCCUCUGUGCUAUCGUGGUGUGCCACAAGGACCUGGAAAACCCAGCAAGUGCCUUUGAAUAUGGAGAAAAAGCUCUAUCACACCUUCAUGUACAUACCAGCCACAGGUAUUACAUUCCAUUAUUAGAAACAAUGAUCACUUUGGCAUAUGAACUUGGCAAGGAUUUUCUGUCUUUGCAAGAAAAACUGGAAGAAUGGAAGGCAAAAAAAGAUCCCAAACGGGUUUUUACCCUGAAAGAACUGGCAGUUCGAGAAUAUGUACAAUGAACACAAGAAAAAAAAUCAUUAAAGAGCAAAGCUGUCAGCUCCUUUUCCAGCACACAAACUCUUGAAAGACUAAGAACUGGAAAUUACCUGCCUGGCUAGCAUAACUUUAUAUUAAUAGAAAAAAAACAAAUACCUUCCAUAUUCAAAAGGGACAUUAACUCAUGUGUUGGAAAAUAUUAUAUUUACUCUACAGAUACGAGGAGCACCUCAGCUAAUUAAGGUUUUUGGAAAGAAAUUUGCAACAAGACAUCAUUUAUGAUUUGCUUAUUUUGCAUAUAGCCUAUUUUGUGUGGAAAGUCAGAACAGGAAAGUAGAAUUGAUAAAACACUUAAGAAUCUGCAGAAUCAGAGGCAUUGUUUGCUCAUGUGGAAACUACUUCCUUUCAAGAAGAGAAAUAUUUUCUGAGUUGAUGCAAUCUAAAUGAUGCAUCUUCAGACACUGAAUGUGGUUUUUUUUACUCCUCCAGCUGAUGCCUGGUCAAACAGCACUUUGCUGUUUCUGAGUAUGAUGGGAUCGCUCCUGUUCUCACUGAAGUCAGCUGCUGUGGGCAGGAGGACCUGGGGGGAAGGUUUACAAUCAACUUUGGUAGGGGCAAAAAAUACAAGCGAUGAUCAGUCCAUCAGACAUGAGGGAAUAUACUUCAUUUCCCUUUUGUAGCUGAUACAGUUUUAUGACUUGCAUUGAAGGCACAUUCUCGUUUGGGGUGAUCUUUAAGUACAGCUCUGACCAGGGUAGAAAAUUCAUACCACGUGCACUAUAUAAAUAACGGAUAGGAAUCACAGAAGGGUGCUGUUGGGGAGAACAUCUGGCCAAUAUAAGGCUAGCAUUUAAUUCUGAUGAUCAAGCUGUGAGACACAUGGUUAACAGACAGUCUGUGUUAAGCAUGUGCUUCCCCGUUGCCUUUGAGAGGUUUAUGUAAAUUUGGCAUUGUCUUAGUUUUACAGCCUGGUACAGCAUACAAAUACUAUCUUGGUGGCCCUGUGAUAUUAUAGCUAAUUGUGUAUAUCUGUAUACCUGUAUUCCAAGUACAGAUACUACAUGCACCACAAGGACACUGUCUAUAAAUUAGGAAUUACUGUAUUAACUUAGCUCCCAAAUUCAUAAAAGUAUCAGCUAAUUGAAAGUGUACUGAACCUGAAAAACAUUACUGUGCAUUGUUACAAGAAUGAUGGCUUGGAAAAAAUACAGAAUGAUAGCAGUGUCUAGGGUGGAAAGUUGAUACUCUAAGUAGCUAUUAACAGCUAGACAAACUCAAAAUACUUGGACUAUUUGUUAUUUGACAAUUAUUAAUUUUUCUAGUUAUACUAGAAGAGAAUUAAGAUUAAUUAAGAGACUUCAGAACUAAUCUUCCCACAACAUAUCAUAUUGCAGGACAGUUAAAAUGGAUCAAAUGUAACACCUUCUUAGAGAAUCGCGUGUGAAUCAGUAACGAAGUGGUGAAGAGGAAAGCAUGUCUGGGGUCUGAAAGGUAACUUGAAGUUAAGGCAGAAAGGAAGCACAGCCAUCACGCUGCUCUAUCUCCACAGCAGUUUGUGGUGAAAGACUAAAAGACGAGGGAAAAAUCGUUUCCCCUGCUUUUCCUCCCUGCCAUCAUUGUGUGCAGCAUUCCAAGCCCAGCUGCCUUGGAUUCUCCUCAGGUUCCUGCGGGACUGUAUGUGAGUAGCUAAUUGUGUGCACAGAACCUCACUUUACAGCUGACUACAAGAUUCGAGGAUCCAUCAGUACAUGCUGUCUAGCAAGGACAAGUAGCAGGGAAAGCGGCACAUCAGAAAGAUCCAUCUUAGCAUUUACAUGUGGUAGUGCUAUAACUUUCCAUCUCUGAAAGAUUAACUGAUCCAAACCUAACCAAUUUUUGUUGGCAUGGCAGUGCACAUUAUGAAUAUGAGGAGGUGCAAUUUGGCUAAGAGAAAAAUUUACAUAAUUCAAAAGGCCUUAAAAUAAACAGUGCCAAAACCCCCCACUGUUUCGUUGGUGUAAGCCAAAUUUCUUCUGAGAAUGCUUUUCUAUAUAAUGUACUAGCAGAGUUUUGUCUAGCAAAACAGUCCUAGAAGAGGUCGCUUUGUCCCUAUCCACCAGAAGGCAGAGGUCAGUCUCCUUGUAUUAUAGGGUAAAAUGAACUAAAUAAAUACAGGAAUGGUGUGAAGAAA